This is a messenger RNA of Physeter macrocephalus (sperm whale), 1479 nucleotides long. RefSeq names its product pregnancy-associated glycoprotein 2-like. Gene Ontology annotation, biological process: proteolysis. The coding region runs from base 18 to 1151 and encodes 377 amino acids. The record is from RefSeq and is a predicted model, not a curated record. Gene Ontology annotation, molecular function: aspartic-type endopeptidase activity. NCBI's taxonomy places the organism in Eukaryota, Metazoa, Chordata, Mammalia, Artiodactyla, Physeteridae. The transcript has 7 exons.
UCUGUUUCCUUUUCCCAAUGCUCGGUGAAAGAAUCCCUCUAACAAAGAUCAAGACCAUGAGAGAAACCCUCAGGGAAAAAAACUUGCUGACAGAGUUCCUGGAGAGGAACACUGACUACAGGAUGCAGAAUUUCGCUCAUGUCCCGAAAUUGUCUCUUCAUCCCCUGAGGAACUACCUGGACCUAGCCUAUGUCGGCAACAUCUCCAUUGGAACGCCCCCUCAGCAGUUCAAGGUCCUCUUUGACACCGGCUCAGGUGACCUGUGGGUGCCCUCCAUCUACUGCUACAGUCCCCCCUGCCGUACACACAAGCUCUUCAACCCUCACGCGUCCACCACCUUCCGGCUCUCGGGCCGGCCCGUCGACCUCACCUACGGCUCCGGGAGGAUGGUUGGAUUUCUUGGCUGCGACACCGUUCGGAUCGGGAAACUUAUCGAUAUGGUCCAGCCAUUCGGCCUGAGCCAGUCGCAGUUUGGGAUGGAACAUGCACCCUUCGAUGGCAUGCUGGGCUUGGGCUACCCCAGCCUCGCCGUCCGAGGGACCACCCCCGUCUUCGACAACCUGAAGAGACGAGGCCUCAUUUCGCAGCCUGUCUUUGCCUUCUACUUGAGCACCCAGAAGGAGAAUGGGAGCAUGGUGAUGCUUGGCGGGGUGGACCACAGGUACCACAAAGGAGAGCUCCAGUGGAUACCAGUGUCCCGACCCCACUACUGGCAGAUAACCAUGAACCGCAUCACCAUGAACGGGUUGGUUCUUGGUUGUUUCCGUGGCUGCCAGGCCAUUGUGGAUACCGGGACCUCGUUCCUAGUUGGCCCAAGUACACUGAUCAACGCCAUCCGGAGGAUCAUCGGCGCCAGACUUGUCGGUCACGAGUAUGCGGUUUCAUGUAGCUCUGUGGCACGCCUGCCUCCUAUCAUCUUCACCAUCAACGGCAAGGACUACCCAGUGCCCCCUCAAGCCUACAUCAGAAAGGUGAAGGGCCAACCCUGGUGGAAUUGCAGGAACCCUUGGGCUCCUGCUUGCGGGAGGGGGCCCUGUGCAGGCCAUGCCACACCACUGCAGAUGCCACAGAGCCCCUGUGGCUGGGCCAGUGCCUCCCACAAAACCAACCACUUGAGAGUAAGGGGCAGUCUAGGACUUCCAUCAUCCUGAAAUAAAUGGGACACCACCCCGUGCCGGCCUGGUGCGAGGCACAAGGAGAAGGGAACACUAAGGGCCUCUGCCCUCAAAGAGCUUCCGUUCAACCAGAGCCCUCAGACAGAUGAACACGGAAAGUCAGCUCUAGCAAUCCCUGCAAUAGGCCAAGUGACAAGUGGGGUGGGUGGGCACAGUCUCAGUGUGUUGUCCCGCCGUAAUGGUUAACGGUCUCCCUCCCACCUCGAAAGUGUCCUGGUUCGGACGACAAAUUACAUGGUUACCCUAGUCCUCGCCUGCAACUUCCCCUUGCUAAGCCCCAGUUCCCACUCUGUGAGUUGGGGUA